AUGACGUUUCGUUGGGGUGAAGACACAACAUUUAAAUUUGUUUCGGAAUAUAUAAAACACGAGUCUUUAUGGAACAUAAAAUGUCUGCUGUAUAAAAAUAAACAGGCCAAGCUAUCUGCUUGUAAUGAAAUACAAAAAAUUAUGAAUAUACCUGGAUUCGGUGUAAAAGAGAUAAAGUUAAAAAUUAAAAACAUAAGGUCUACUUAUUCACAAGAGCUAAAAAAAAUAAAGGAUUCGAAAAGAUCCGGCGCAGGUACCGACACUAUUUACGUACCAUCUAUUAAAUGGUUCAACAUAUUGUAUGAUACCCUACGUUCUAUUAAUUCUGAGUUGACGGAAAGUCACAGCAAUUUGGUAUGUAUACAGUAUACUGUACUUAUUUUAGUUUUAAUGUAAGAAUUAAAGUAUAC
This is a messenger RNA of Melanaphis sacchari, 410 nucleotides long. RefSeq lists its product as uncharacterized. The transcript has 2 exons. NCBI's taxonomy places the organism in Eukaryota, Metazoa, Arthropoda, Insecta, Hemiptera, Aphididae. The record is from RefSeq and is a predicted model, not a curated record. The coding region runs from base 1 to 396 and encodes 131 amino acids.